Myripristis murdjan (pinecone soldierfish) is the source of this 2061-nucleotide messenger RNA. RefSeq names its product homocysteine S-methyltransferase 1. Gene Ontology annotation, biological process: S-methylmethionine cycle. Gene Ontology annotation, molecular function: S-adenosylmethionine-homocysteine S-methyltransferase activity; zinc ion binding. NCBI's taxonomy places the organism in Eukaryota, Metazoa, Chordata, Actinopteri, Holocentriformes, Holocentridae. The record is from RefSeq and is a predicted model, not a curated record. Bases 239 to 1228 code for a protein of 329 amino acids. The transcript is spliced from 8 exons.
CGCAACCCGUGUCACCCGGAACAAUAACUGAAACUUGGCCAAGGGUUAUGGUUAUGACGGGAGCAAAAAAAGGUUUCAGUGCGAUCAAAUAUUGUUUAUCUAGCGCAGGGAGUGGUGUGUCCUUCGUCUGGGUUUACGACCCAUCACUAAUUCAUAGAGAAAGAAAACUGUUCGAGGUAGUUCUGUACUUGUUAGGUGUGGUUUUGCCCGUCGAGCCUGUUGAUUUCACUGUCUCCCGAUGUCUUCCGCCGCCUGGUUAAACCGUUACAGGACAGAUGACGGUCCUGUAAUCUUGGAUGGUGGAUUAGCAUCUGAACUCGAAGCGCAGGGUAUCCAGAUGCAGGGGGAUCCAUUAUGGAGUGCCAGAGUUUUGCAAACUAAUCCACAGGCUAUAAAAGAAGCUCACCACAGAUAUCUCCUUAGUGGUGCUGAUGUUAUUACAACAGCCACAUACCAGGCAAGCAUCAAGGGCUUCGUCAGUUACCUGAACAUGACUCCAGAGGAGGCCAAGGAGCUGGUGAUGUCUGGAGUUCAUCUGGCCAAAGAGACUGUAGACAGAUUUCUCUCUAAGAAUCAUUCAAUAGAGCAAAAGAGCCCUAUGGUUGCAGCCUCUGUUGGGCCUUAUGGAGCAUUUCUGCAUGAUUGCUCAGAGUAUACUGGGGCUUAUGCAGACAACAUGAGUGUUGAGGAGCUUAAAGGUUGGCAUCGGGCACAGGUCAGCUGCUUAGUGGCAGCAGGAGCUGAUCUCAUUGCGUUUGAGACGUUCCCAAGUAUCAAAGAGGCGGAGGCUGUGGUGGAGCUGCUCAGAGAAUUUCCUAAUGCUAAAGCCUGGCUGUCUUUCUCUUGUAAGGAUGAGCGGUGUAUAUCUGACGGCAGUUUAUUUACUGAGGCUGUCCAGAUUGCCAAAAGAACCAAGCAGUUGGUUGCUGUCGGGGUCAACUGCUGUUCACCCACCUUGGUCACACCACUCCUGGACUCUGCCAAAUCACUGCGGAGUCCAGACAUGAGCUGGGUCGUGUACCCCGACAGUGGAGAAGAUUGGGACGAAAACACUGGGUGGCUACCAUCAGAGAAAAUACCAAUAGCUGAACUAAGCCUUGACUGGAUGAAGCAAGGUGCAGCACUGAUAGGGGGCUGCUGUCGCAUUGGUCCUGCUCAGAUAGCAGAGGUAAGACAGCACCUAAAAAGAAGUUACACGUCUCAAGGCUCAGCGAUGGGACUGGACUGAGCAGGAAAAUCUCCACAUACUGUAGAGACACACCUCUGCAAAUAUGAGAGAGAAUUUCUGGAUAUAGGCAACACCACAGGAGUAAAAAUGAAUUAUUCUUGAAGUCUUUAAGAAAGAUGGUGGCUGAUUCAGGAGUUUAUAAAAAAAAACUUCAUUUAUUGGGAAAAAAACAAAACAAAUAAAUAAAUGAAUAAAAUAACAGCUACAUCAAAUCCACUUGAUACACAUUGACAACAGUGUUAGGUCAAAGACAGAUGGCACCGCAAAGGUGCAAACAGAGCCGGAAGUAUGGUUAUAUGAACAUAAAAAAAAACAACAAAAAAAAAAAACAUGCAAUCCUAUCUUUCUGUGGUUCACAUUUUGAGUCUAUUUGAGUGACAGGGAUUUCCAUGAUCACUUCUGUACAGCUCCAGUUUUUUAAACUGGGAUCGUCUAUGCUUUAACACCCUUAGGUUUCACAGAGCACAACAAAACGUCAGCUGCUCUCACAGCAGCAUGUUCACUGAACAGCAGUCUACUGCACUAGUCACUAUGUGUCAGCCAAAAAGACAAGCUGACGUUCCUGUACAAUGAAUUAUGGACUAAUGUUAUAUUUAAACAAGAUUUCAAUGCAUUGAUGCCAGACAUUUGUUUUCCUAGACAUUAGAUGAAUAUAACGUGUACACUAACAGUAUCACUGUAGUGAGUUUAAGUAGGAGUGAAGUACCCAUAAUUAAAUCCAGAGAAAUGUAUGUGAUUACUAUUCGGAUGAUUGGAAAGAAAAUGUUUGUAGAAUGGCUUUAACAUGUAAUAACACUGUAUCUCUUAUUUUGGUUUAAAUACUUAUUAUAAAU